This is a messenger RNA of Cuculus canorus (common cuckoo), 1576 nucleotides long. RefSeq names its product chromosome 7 C10orf88 homolog (gene C7H10orf88). Bases 16 to 1308 code for a protein of 430 amino acids. NCBI's taxonomy places the organism in Eukaryota, Metazoa, Chordata, Aves, Cuculiformes, Cuculidae. The record is from RefSeq and is a predicted model, not a curated record. The transcript has 6 exons.
CUUCCGGUUCGCGCUAUGGCCGCCCUCGCUCCGGUGGUGUUGUCGCGGAGCUCCUGGCCCUGCGAGGCGCCGGGCGGGUUGGGGAGGGCGGUGUGUGUGAGGCAGGGGGAGGAUGGCGGCGGAGAGGAGAGCAUUGAGGCUGUUGUGUUGGAGAGGCGGGUGGGCAGCGGGAGCGAAGCGUCCUGCGUGCUGCACUUGGAAUGCCAGCCCACCGGGGAGAUGGUGUCUGUCAGUGUCCUGAGCCAGGCCCGCACCAUGGAGGUGUAUGUGGGCGAGGAAUACUGCGGGACUGGCCGUGGUGAGGGCCUGGGUGCCAGCUGCGCCCUGGGUGAAGCUGAAAAGGUUACUUUGUACAAAAAGUACCUUAAGUUCGAAUGCCCUGCAGCCUCCUGUAGAAUUAAGCUGCUCUCCAUUGGUGAGAAACAGAGAGUGCUCAUCAGGAAAAUAGUUGUGCAGGUGCAAACAGUGCCUGCCAAGCCAGUGAUGGAUCCUCCUCCACUAGGCUCGCACAUAGACCUGGACAGAGUGCAAAUGAUAAUGGAAUCCAUGGGAUCUAAGCUGUCUCCAGGAGCUCAGCAGCUCAUGGACAUGGUCCGGUGUCAGCAGAAAAACAAUUUACCUCUUGGAGACAGACUUAAUUGGAUCUUUGGGAAAACUGCAGACUUUGGAGGUGACCGUGUAAUCGACGGAUUGUGUGGGGCAGCUGCUUGGACACCAUUAGAUCCAUUGGCCGGUGAGCCUUUGCCUGUCAGAAAUCAUGUAACGAGUGAAAUAGAACAUAAGGACUUACAAAGAAGUCAUCAUCAGAACACAUGCAUACCCGAGAGAGGGAGUGCUUCUGCUGCUGAGAGACUUACUGCCCAGCAAAACGCGGCUGGCCUCAGAAAUUCUCUUAUAGCGAUGGAGUCGUUGCACGUGCAGGGGCAAGCGAGCACCGCCCCAGUGGUAGCUGAUCCACAGGUGCUGCUUCCAUUUCUUCAAAGCUUGUGCACUCAGGUGAAUCAUCUGCGGCUGAAAGGUGGUGAUAGGCCUUCUGGGAAGAGCGCAGUGACCAAAGAGGAAGGCAUUCAGUGUAAUGGAGUAGAACAGCAGCCUAUUUGCUCCUAUUUGGAAAAGAUUAUUUCAAAAAAUAUGGAUCUGAUGGAGAAGAAACUAACGGACUAUAUUGAUCGCCAGCUGCAGGCUCUUCAGGCACACAUAGAUGAUAAAAUGGUUCUCCUGAUGGACUUGGUUCACAGCUCAAAGCCUGGCAGAAUUUCACAAGCGCACUAUGGCUCUAAUGAGGCAGUCUCUAAUGGAGAGAGGUAGAUGUGAGUAGGUGGAGGACUGCAGCGUAAGUCCUCUAAGGGCAAUUGUACUUUACAAAGCUCAGUAUUUAUCGAGUUAGAAGUGUAAAGAACCUCAGUGUUGCUGACUUGCAUUUUGUUACUGUAAUUCUAUCCUGUUGUACACAAUUGUUAGUUUUCUGAAAGAUCUCAAAGUGUGUUUUUUCCUAGAUAUAAGAAUUUUGUAUGCCCUUUGGGGUUUAUUUAUUUAAAGAACGUCACUAAAAGCCAUAUGAAACAGUUUCCCAGUU